AACAUAUACUAAACCGGCUAAGUUAACCAAAGGAAGCUAAUCACAUAUUUACAGCUAACCCAAUAGGCGGAGAUGGAGAUACUCGCGGCGGAGGACAUCGACAUCGGUACAGAUUUGAUCCCGCCACUCUCUCCUCUCGCUUCCUCUCUCUACGAUUCCUUCCUCUCCUCUCACUGCUCUUCCUGUUUCUCCCUUCUCCCCCAAGCUCCGCCUCACCCUCACUACUGCUCCGCCGCAUGCUCCCUCACCGAUUCUCCCAUCGAUUCCCCACAAUCCCCGCCGGAGAUAUCCCCAAUUCUCCCCUCCGACAUCCGUACAGCUCUUCGUCUCCUCAAUUCCACCGUCGUCGUCACUUCCUCGUCGCCGCACCGUCUUAAUGGCCUCCUCACAAAUCACCACCGUAUCAUGUCUGAUCCUUCCCUCUCCGUCGCUAUCCAAAACGCCGCCAGUUUCAUAGCCACCUUUCUGAGGUCUAACCGGGAAAACACAGAGCUGGAAGAAGCAGCCAUAUGCUCUGUGCUAACAAACGCCGUUGAGGUGCAAGAUAGCACAGGACUUGCUCUUGGAAUCGCUCUUUAUGAUUCAAGAUUCUCUUGGAUUAACCAUAGCUGCUCUCCAAACUCUUGCUACCGUUUCGUUAACACCAUAACGACGUCGUAUCAAGAUGGUCUUGCCUUUGCUAAAACCAUUCCUCACAUCAUCACCAACACAGAAACAUCAUCCAACUUCGAAUCCAAGGCUUUUUGCUCUUUGCAAGAACAAGGAAGAACAGUGGGGUAUGGACCAAAGGUGAUUGUUAGAAGUAUCAAGAAGAUCAAGGAUGGUGAAGAGAUCACUGUAUCGUAUAUGGACCUUCUUCAACCCACGGGAUUGAGGCAGUCAGAUUUGUGGUCGAAAUAUCGGUUUAUGUGUAACUGUGGACGUUGUGUGGCAUCACCUCCAGCUUAUGUGGACUCUAUUUUAGAGGGGGUACUUGCGUUGGAGCCUGAAAUAACAACUGUUAGUCACUUUCAUGGAACCACAAACAAAGAUGAAGCAGCGGGAAAGAUGUCUGAUCAUAUCCAAGGAGCCAUAGAUGAUUUUCUAUCAGACGACAUAAAUCGCAAAACAUGUUGUGAAAAGAUCGAAAGUGUGCUGCAUCACGGCAUCCAAAUCAAAGCAGAUUCAUCCCAGCCUCAUCAUCUGCGGUUACAUCCGUGUCACCACGUUGCUUUGAAUGCUUACAUUACUCUGGCUACUGCCUACAAAAUCCGUUCCGUUGAUUCUGAAAUCGACAUGGGGAAGGCUUUUGAGAUGAGCAGGAUAAGUGCAGCCUACUCUUUCUUCCUUGCUUGUGCUUCUCACCAUCUCUUUUCGGCAGAACCUUCUUUUGCUAUAUCUGCCACAAGUUUCUGGAAAAAUGCUGGAGAAUCCUUGUUAGAUCUGGCCUUGAAGUUUUCGAUGGAAUCAUCUGUAGAAACUACAUACAAAUGCACCAAAUGUCUUACGCUUGAAACCCCAAAUUCACACAGAGACAUCAAAGAAAAGUCUAGGCAGAUUCUGAGUUGUGUCACAGACAUCUCACAAGUCGUGUGGAGUUUCCUCACUCGCGGUUGCCCUUACUUGGCAAAGUUUAGGAGUCCAGUUGAUUUCAGCUUUGCAACGACCAAUGGUGAUAGAGAAGAAUCGAAUGAGGAUCAAAUGUUGGUUCCUCAAGGCAACUAGAGUAUAUAUAAUCAAGGAAGAAGAAGCUACAGAAGGGCAGGUAGGUAUUAUCGUACCAUUUGGGAAACUAGAGAGCUUACCUGAGUUGAAAGCAUAUAUUGGAACGUCCUACUAUCUUCAUGGUUGAAGAAGAGUGUCCAAAGCUGAAGAAGCUUUCCGUUAGAUUUCACAAGUGGUAAAGAAAUUUUCAUAGAAUACACACAAGAAAACUGGAUUAAAGACGUAAAAUGGGAAGAGGAAGCCACUGAACUCCUCAUGUAAUCACAUGAGCAAAAGAGGUUCCAAAGAGUAGACAACAUGUGUGUCUCAACAGUUGUAUGCUCAUUUAUAUAUCUCUUCCAUUUGUUUGUUUGUAUGAUGUAUGAUGUAUUAUUACCUCUAUGUAGUUCUCUUUUCUCCGGUGAA
This is a messenger RNA of Camelina sativa (false flax), 2109 nucleotides long. Its product is annotated as protein SET DOMAIN GROUP 41. Gene Ontology annotation, molecular function: protein binding. The record is from RefSeq and is a predicted model, not a curated record. NCBI's taxonomy places the organism in Eukaryota, Viridiplantae, Streptophyta, Magnoliopsida, Brassicales, Brassicaceae.